Messenger RNA from Asparagus officinalis (garden asparagus), 2389 nucleotides. RefSeq names its product probable LRR receptor-like serine/threonine-protein kinase At4g30520. Bases 288 to 2195 code for a protein of 635 amino acids. The transcript has 11 exons. The record is from RefSeq and is a predicted model, not a curated record. Gene Ontology annotation, biological process: protein phosphorylation. Gene Ontology annotation, molecular function: ATP binding; protein binding; protein kinase activity. Lineage: Eukaryota; Viridiplantae; Streptophyta; Magnoliopsida; Asparagales; Asparagaceae.
CAUCUGCUCUUUCUCUCUCCUCUCUCCCCCAUCAAAUUCUGAGCUCUCUCUCUCUCUCUGACAGCAGAAUCACCUCCUUAAUCUCAAAUUCCUACUGUAUCCUCUCUCUCUCUCUCUCUCAUCACAGCCCUCCAUUACAAAACAAAUGUAUAUAUGCUGUACAUGUAUUGCAUUGGACAAAAUCAUUGAUCUCACUCUUCAUAGUCCCUACAAGGGAUAUAUGAUAACAAAAGCAAGUUAAACAUCUCGAAAAACACUCCUUUAGCCUUUCCUCCUCUGUUCUCUCUAUGGCUUUCUUCCUCCUCUUCUUCUUCCUCUGUUUCUUCAGACCCUCUUCCUCCUUUGAGCCCCUCAACAUGGAAGUGGAGGCUCUGAUAGCUAUAUGGAAAGAUUUGAAUGACCCCCAUGGAGUUCUAAGCAAUUGGGAUGAAGACUCUGUUGAUCCUUGCAGCUGGGCUAUGAUCACCUGCUCUUCUCAGAAUCUUGUCAUUGGCUUGGGAGCACCAAGCCAAGGUCUAUCAGGAAAACUCUCUGGAAUGAUUGGAAACCUCACCAAUCUUCAGCAAAUUUUAUUGCAGAAUAACAAUAUAACAGGGGAAAUCCCAGUGGAGCUCGGGCUACUCCCAAAGCUUCAAACAAUGGACCUCUCAAAUAACAGAUUCUCUGGGAAAAUUCCGGACUCAUUGGGAAACUUAACGAGCCUUAGAUAUCUGAGACUGAACAAUAACAGCUUGAGUGGUUCUUUUCCUGCAUCCUUAUCAAAAGGCCCCCAGCUCUCUUUCCUGGAUUUGUCUUACAAUAAUCUCAGUGGUCCAGUUCCUAUUUUUCCUGCAAGGACAUUUAAUGUUGUUGGGAAUCCAUUAAUAUGUGGAAGCAAGACAACUGAAGAGUGCUCGAAGACUUCACUGACACCUGUUUCUCUCCCAUUCCUCUUGGACUCACCCCACAAGGCACCCAAGACCCAAAAACUAGCCGUUGCGUUGGGAUCAAGCCUUGGCGCCACCUUCGUUCUACUGUUCUCCGUUAGCCUUUUCUUCUGGUGGAGAAAGAAGCAAAAGCAUCAGUCCAUUCUUGGCCUUUUAGAGGGAGACGAAGAAUGCGGACCGUCAGUAGCCGUCAGCCUUGGCAAUCUCCGUCAGUUCGGACUACGAGAACUGUUGACGGCGACGGAGAAUUUUAGCGGAAAGUGCAUUUUGGGAAAAGGCGGUUUCGGGAACGUUUACAGAGGCAAGUUAUCGGACGGCACGAUUGUAGCAGUGAAACGACUCAAGGAUGUGGGCUCCGCAGGAGAGGCGCAGUUUAAGACGGAAGUCGAGAUGAUUAGUCUCGCGGUGCACCGAAACUUGCUCCGGCUAAUAGGCUACUGCGCAACCUCAACGGAACGGAUUCUGGUUUACCCGUUCAUGGCCAACGGCAGCGUGGCGUCUCGUCUCAGACGUAAGCCCCCUCUCGACUGGACAACUAGAAAACGCAUAGCCCUUGGAACUGCCCGCGGUCUGCUAUACCUGCACGAGCAAUGCGACCCUAAGAUAAUCCACAGGGACGUAAAAGCAGCCAACGUUCUCCUAGACGAAACCCACGAAGCAGUAGUGGGUGAUUUUGGGCUGGCGAAGCUGCUGGACCACGAUGACUCUCACGUUACAACAGCCGUGAGGGGCACCGUAGGGCACAUAGCGCCGGAGUAUUUAUCGACGGGGCAGUCGUCGGAUAAGACCGACGUGUUCGGGUUUGGGAUUUUGUUGCUUGAGUUGGUUACUGGGCAGAGAGCUUUGCAGUUUGGGAAGGGGAGCGGUGGUCAGAAGGGAGGCACAAUUUUGGAUUGGGUGAAAAAAUUGCACCAAGAGAAGAAACUAGACCAACUAGUCGACCGAGACCUAGGAACCAACUUCGACCGAAUCGAAGUCGGAGAAAUUGUCCAAGUCGCUCUCCUCUGCACUCAAUACCUCCCCUCCAACCGUCCGAAGAUGUCCGAGGUUGUCCGGAUGCUGGAAGGCGACGGCCUUGUCGACAAAUGGGAGGCCUCAAACAAGGCCCAAGCCCAGGCCCAGUCCAACAACAGCCCAAGAGAGCCCAAUCACAACAGAGAAUCGAGUACAUUGUUCUUAAUGAAUAGUGACUAUGAUGAUGGUAGUGAUGAGAAUGAUUGUCUUUCUAUGGAUGGAGUUGAGGAGAUGGAACUCUCAGGACCACGGUGACCCAAAAAAACUAGAGUUAUUAACAGAAAGCAAGAAAAGUGUACAAUUUUCGAUUUAGGUUUUUUUUAUUUUCCUUCUGCUUUAUUUUUUUUUUUUUUGUGAAAAGGGUAACCGGGAAAAAAAAAAGGUGUGACUUAGAAAUGAUUUUAUAGUUGCAAGAGAAAGUCGAUAUUGAUUCCCCCCUCUUUUUCUCC